Messenger RNA from Sinocyclocheilus grahami, 1282 nucleotides. RefSeq names its product cyclin dependent kinase inhibitor 3 (gene cdkn3). The transcript is spliced from 8 exons. Gene Ontology annotation, biological process: protein dephosphorylation. Lineage: Eukaryota; Metazoa; Chordata; Actinopteri; Cypriniformes; Cyprinidae. The coding region runs from base 6 to 659 and encodes 217 amino acids. Gene Ontology annotation, molecular function: protein tyrosine phosphatase activity. The record is from RefSeq and is a predicted model, not a curated record.
AUCUCAUGUUUGCAUGUAGAAAUACUGGGGCAAUGAGGACAAGUGAGUUUGAUUCAUCUGACGAAGAGGACUUUGGUGAAGAGGAAGCUACACCUUUUCAGAUCUCAUGGUUGUCUCUGUCAGUGGUGGAGUGUUCCCAGUCUCUUGGCAUUUGUUCCUUACCUGGAUGCAGAUAUAAAGAAAUCAGAAGAAACCUGCAGAAAGAUGUUGCGGAGAUGCGUGAUCAGGGUGUGGAGGACGUGUUUGUGUUCUGUACCAGAGGAGAGCUGGUGCGCUACAGGGUGCCGAGUCUGUUAGAGGUUUAUUCUCAGAAUGGACUCAGAGUGCACCACCUCCCCUUCCCGGACGGGGGCGCUCCAGAGCUUCCUCAAUGCAGUUGCAUUCUGGAAGAACUGCAGGACUGCCUGCAGAAUCAACGCAGGACUGUCAUACAUUGUUAUGGAGGCCUGGGACGCUCAGGGUUAAUUGCUGCAUGUUUGCUGCUGCAGCUGUCUGUCUCCAUGAUGCCCAGUGCAGCUCUAGAGAUCCUGAGGGAGCUGAGAGGAGGCGGAGCCAUUCAGACCAUCAAGCAAUACAACUUCCUUCAUGAGUUUCGUGAGAAGUUUGAAGCAUAUCAAGAAACCAAAGAGCAUCUUUCAGAGAGAUCAGUGUCCCGAUGAUCAACCUGACAUCCAGACGAUGUAAAAGCAGAAAAAAAGACAAAUUACUUUAAUUGGUGGUUUUGCUCUAUAGAUUUUCUCUACUUUAUGAAUGCAUUUGUUUCUUUUCUGAUGGCACUUUAAAAAUUCUGUAUUUUUAUAAGUCGAUCUAAUAAUGUGCUUAAUAUAUAACUUUAAUUUUGCAAUUAAAUGGGUCUUGUUCAGUGAGUCUCCUGUGUGAGAUUUCUGAGAAACACUGUCGGAAAUUAUCAACACCCAAACAAACAAUUUUGUGAAUAUUUGUGUGUGUGUGUGCUGAAACAAACUGUGUUUGAACAUAGUCCUGGCUGUGUAAAUAAGGGAAAAAACUAAGUGGAUUAGACGAGCACCAUAACACUCUUGUAGCUAAUCAGCAAUAGGGGCGUUUACACUCAUGAUGGGGAGGAGAGAGCAUGAGCAAGCGGGAGAUUUGACUAGACUGUUGAAGAAGAGACAUUGACUUACCUAGAUCAAAAUUCAGAGGAAUAUCAUUGGAAAAAGAAAGCUUACAAUCAGGCAAACUCUCAAACCCACGUUAAUAUGGAAAAAGCUUUCCGACGUUAGAGAGAUGGGGAGUUGAAAACGGACACAGAGGUUGCUUUGUU